Molecule: messenger RNA, 2034 nt
Organism: Pipistrellus nathusii (Nathusius's pipistrelle)
Lineage: Eukaryota; Metazoa; Chordata; Mammalia; Chiroptera; Vespertilionidae
Source: the annotation of a GenBank genome assembly
AUGGCGGCCCAUCACCGGCAGAACACGGCCGGGCGGAGGAAAGUGCAGGUUUCCUAUGUUAUUCGAGAUGAAGUGGAGAAGUACAAUCGAAAUGGAGUCAAUGCCCUGCAGCUGGACCCCGCCCUGAACCGACUUUUCACAGCCGGCCGAGACUCCAUCAUCAGGAUAUGGAGCGUCAAUCAGCACAAGCAAGAUCCAUACAUAGCAUCUAUGGAGCACCAUACCGAUUGGGUAAACGACAUUGUACUCUGUUGUAAUGGGAAAACGUUAAUAUCUGCUUCUUCUGACACGACAGUAAAAGUAUGGAAUGCACAUAAGGGAUUUUGUAUGUCAACAUUAAGGACACACAAGGAUUAUGUAAAGGCCUUAGCAUAUGCCAAGGAUAAAGAACUGGUAGCAUCGGCUGGGUUGGACAGACAAAUAUUCCUUUGGGAUGUGAAUACUCUAACAGCAUUGACUGCCUCAAAUAACACUGUCACAACUUCAUCUUUAAGUGGAAACAAAGAUUCCAUUUAUAGCCUGGCAAUGAAUCAACUGGGAACAAUCAUUGUAUCAGGGUCCACUGAGAAGGUUUUAAGGGUAUGGGAUCCAAGAACGUGUGCAAAACUGAUGAAGCUUAAAGGGCACACGGAUAACGUAAAAGCGUUGCUGCUGAACAGAGACGGCACCCAGUGCCUCUCUGGCAGUUCUGAUGGGACAAUUCGCCUGUGGUCCCUCGGCCAGCAGAGAUGUAUAGCGACGUACCGAGUCCAUGAUGAAGGCGUUUGGGCUCUGCAAGUCAAUGAUGCCUUCACACACGUGUAUUCUGGAGGAAGGGACCGGAAGAUUUAUUGUACAGACCUGAGAAACCCUGACAUUCGAGUGCUGAUUUGUGAAGAAAAGGCACCAGUUCUCAAGAUGGAGCUUGAUAGAUCAGCUGAUCCACCUCCUGCAAUCUGGGUUGCAACAACGAAAUCUACAGUAAAUAAAUGGACGUUGAAGGGAAUUCACAACUUCAGAGCCUCUGGAGAUUAUGACAAUGACUGUACAAACCCUAUAACACCCCUUUGCACACAGCCUGACCAGGUUAUUAAAGGCGGUGCGAGUAUUAUUCAGUGCCACAUUCUUAAUGAUAAGAGACAUAUAUUAACCAAAGACACCAACAAUAAUGUGGCAUAUUGGGAUGUAUUGAAGGCAAGUAAAGUGGAAGAUCUGGGCAAAGUGGAUUUUGAAGAUGAAAUUAAAAAAAGAUUCAAGAUGGUGUAUGUACCAAAUUGGUUCUCAGUAGACUUAAAAACAGGGAUGUUGACUAUUACUUUGGAUGAGAGCGACUGUUUCGCUGCUUGGGUUUCUGCCAAAGAUGCCGGCUUCAGUAGCCCUGAUGGGUCAGAUCCGAAACUGAACUUAGGAGGACUUUUGCUCCAGGCACUCCUAGAAUAUUGGCCUAGAACACAUGUGAACCCCAUAGACGAAGAAGAAAAUGAAGUAAACCAUGUAAAUGGGGAGCAGGAGAACCGAGUACAGAAGGGGAAUGGCUAUUUCCAAGUGCCCCCCCACACCCCCGUGAUCUUCGGUGAAGCAGGAGGCCGCACCCUGUUCAGGCUGCUGUGCCGGGAUUCCGGAGGGGAGACGGAGUCCAUGCUGCUCAACGAGACGGUGCCACAAUGGGUAAUUGACAUCACCGUGGACAAAAAUAUGCCCAAAUUCAACAAAAUUCCUUUCUACCUCCAACCUCAUGCAUCUUCAGGAGCAAAAACCUUAAAAAAAGAUAGACUUUCUGCUAGCGACAUGCUCCAAGUCCGGAAAGUAAUGGAACAUGUUUAUGAGAAAAUCAUCAACUUGGAUAAUGAGUCUCAAACCACUAGCUCUUCUAAUAAUGAAAAACCUGGAGAACAGGAGAAAGAGGAGGAUAUCGCUGUGCUGGCAGAGGAGAAAAUUGAACUUCUGUGCCAGGACCAGGUUUUGGAUCCAAACAUGGACCUUCGGACAGUGAAACACUUCAUAUGGAAGAGCGGUGGUGACCUCACCCUCCAUUACCGACAGAAGUCCACGUGA